AUGGUUGUUAGGGCUGAACGUAGCAGAGUUGUUAGAGCUAGACAUAGCACAGUAGUUAGAACUGAAUGUAGCAUGGCAGUUAGAGCACAAACUAGAUAUAGCACAAUUGUUAGAGCUAGACAUAACAUGGUUGUUAGAACUAGACAUAGUAUGAUUGUUAGAACUAAACAUAAUAUUAUUGUUGUUGUUAGAGCUAGAUGUAGUAUAG
Messenger RNA from Cetraspora pellucida, 208 nucleotides. The record is from the annotation of a GenBank genome assembly. NCBI's taxonomy places the organism in Eukaryota, Fungi, Glomeromycota, Glomeromycetes, Diversisporales, Gigasporaceae.